Molecule: messenger RNA, 927 nt
Organism: Psammomys obesus (fat sand rat)
Lineage: Eukaryota; Metazoa; Chordata; Mammalia; Rodentia; Muridae
Product: olfactory receptor 1L4-like
Exons: 2
Coding region: 1-927 (308 amino acids)
Biological process (GO): G protein-coupled receptor signaling pathway
Cellular component (GO): membrane
Molecular function (GO): G protein-coupled receptor activity; olfactory receptor activity
Source: RefSeq, a predicted model, not a curated record
AUGAACAACCACAGCAGCAGCACCUCAGACUUCAUCCUGCUGGGUCUCUCUUCCAAUCCCUGGAUGCAGAAACCCCUUUUUGCCAUCUUCUUCACCAUGUACCUGGUCACCGUGGUGGGGAAUGUGCUCAUCAUCCUGGCCAUCCGCUCUGACUCCAGGCUCCACACCCCCAUGUACUUUUUCCUCAGCAACUUGUCGUUGAUGGAUAUCUGCUUCACAACAGUCACUGUGCCCAAGAUGCUAGUGAACUUGCUCUCAGAGACAAAGACUAUCUCCUAUGUGGGAUGCCUCAUCCAGAUGUACUUCUUUAUAGCUUUAGCAAACACUGACAGCUACCUGCUGGCCUCCAUGGCCAUUGACCGACUGGUGGCCAUCUGCAAUCCUUUACAUUAUGAUGUGGUGAUGAGGCCACGACGCUGCCUCCUCAUGGUGGUGGCAUCCUGGGCAGUGUCCCAUCUUCACGCCCUCAUCCAUACAGUUCUCAUGGGCCGCCUCUCUUUCUGUGGACCCAAUAUCAUUCACCACUUCUUUUGUGAUGUCCAGCCACUGCUGACACUCUCCUGCUCUGACACCUCUAUCAAUGAGCUUUUGGCCUUCACGGAGGGCUCUUUCGUGAUCAUGAGCCCUUUUAUCUUUAUUGUUAUCUCUUAUGUCUUCAUUGCUAGGACUGUUCUGAAGGUUCCCUCAGGGGGAGGAAGAUACAAAGUCUUCUCUACCUGUGGGUCCCACCUCACAGUUGUGGCACUAUUCUAUGGAACGAUAAUAUCUGUGUACAUUCGCCCCUCAUCCACCUACUCAGUGACAAAGGACCGAGUGGUCACUGUCAUCUAUACAGUAAUUACCCCCAUGCUGAAUCCUUUCAUCUACAGCCUUAGAAACAAAGACAUGAAACAGGCCUUGAAGAAGCUGGCUAAAAGAACAGAGUAA